AUGAUGGAUGAGCAAGGCGUCUUCGUAAGAGAUCAACUAGUCAAUGAUAUUAAGUCAAUAAAGAAGACACUGAAAAGUUGGACUAAAGUGUUUACUUAAAUCAUGGAAUUAUAAGUAUAGAAUUCUAAACAACAAAAUCAGAAUGUAUUAUCAUAUUAAUACAACUUAGACCAUUCUUAUACAGCAGAUAUUGUCAUACUUCUCAAAACCAAGCAAGAAACCUCAAUAAAUGCCAAUCUCUCCUAUUCGAAGGAUGGGACAUAAAACAGAGCCAGAUGAUUUCUUUCUCAGAAAAUUAGAAGAUACAGAGAUAUACAACAAUGAUAAUCUUCAAAAUGAACUAAAUAAUCCUAAAAAAGUGAACAUAUUCAUAUUUUAGAUGUCAAUUGUUAAUUAUUAAGGAACGCCAUUUGAUAGUGCUUAUGAGAGUAUCAACCGAGAAAUGCAAUAAUAUUAUGAGCCUGAAAAUUAAGUGACUGAGUAAUCAGCAGAAGUAUUCAAAAAUUUCAACAAAAUUGGGUAGUAAGGUAUUAAAGCAACUCUCAAUAUGGAGGGUUUCUCAUUACCUUAAAGCACAAAAAAUAACACUGAUCGUAAAAACCUUAUAUAACCUUGUACGCUUUCAUCAAAACAAUUAUAAAUCCAAGAAUCUAAAGAGAAUAUGAAAAACUCUAAAUAGCUUGAUAUGAAAAAGAUUAAAAUUAAAGAUUAAAGAUUAUCAACAGUUGUUGAAGAACCCUCUGCAUAUUUAAAUAGUUAAUAAAAUACCAAACGUAAAACUUCCUAUUAUUUUAGAGGUUCUUCUUAGUAUUGGUGGAUCUCAAAAUAUUGUAUAAUCCUGUUAAAAUAAAAAUUCCAUAGCAGGAUUUGAAUUUUAAAUCCCGCUGCAGUCAUCUGUAUCAAAAACUCCAAAUAAUAACACUAAACCCUAAAAUUAUUUUGCAGACAAUACUCGAUCAGGCUCCAAAUCCUUGUAUCAAAAUAACUUUCCUUAAAACAUCCAAUAUAUCAAUAAUUCCAAUAAUAAAUAAAACCCAAUCAAAUAUGAAUAUCUUAGCUCAGUAAUUAUAAAUAUCUAUAUUAUAUUUAGAGAGCCAAAAGUUUUAGUGAUCAAAAUAGUAAGAGACAACCAAGUAAAAAAUGCUUAGAUUUGGAAUUAAUUGAUAAAUAAUACGAAAAUAGUUAAGAGAUUUUAAAAAAAACUAAUACUUUGCGCAAAACAUGA
Messenger RNA from Paramecium octaurelia, 1225 nucleotides. NCBI's taxonomy places the organism in Eukaryota, Ciliophora, Oligohymenophorea, Peniculida, Parameciidae. The record is from the annotation of a GenBank genome assembly.